AUGGAGAACAAAACUCAAGAGGAAGCUUCGACCAUCAAAGUUUCAUCCCUUACUUGCAUAGAUCUUGCCAACCCGAACUUUCAACAAUCAGCGGUUUCUCUUAAACAGAGCAAGAAGUUCUUUGCUCUUCCUUUGGAGGAGAAAAUGAAAGUCUUGAGAAAUGAAAAGCAUCGAGGCUAUUCACCCGUCCUUGAUCAAAUUUUAGAUCCUGAGAAUCAAGUCGACGGUGAUUACAAAGAAAGUUUUUUCAUUGGAAUCGAAGUUGUUUUGCCGGGAUGGCGGGCGACCAUGGAGAAAUAUCAUCAAGAAGCAUUGAGGGUUUGCAAGGCUAUUGCUAGAUUAUUAGCAUUGGCGCUCGACUUGGACACAAAUUACUUUGAUAAACCGGAAAUGCUGGGAAAUCCUAUCGCAGUUAUGCGUUUGCUUCGUUACGAAGGGAUGUCUGAUCCCUUGAAAGGAAUAUUUGGAUGUGGAGCUCAUUCUGAUUACGGAAUGCUGACUCUCUUAGCAACCGAUAGUGUAACCGGGCUCCAGAUAUGCAAGGAUAAGGACGUGAAGCCUAGGAAGUGGGAAUAUGUACCAUCUAUUAAAGGAGCAUAUAUCGUCAAUCUUGGAGACUUGUUGGAGCGUUGGAGCAACGGCAUUUUUAAAUCCACAUUGCAUCGGGUACUUGGGAAUGGUCAAGACCGAUAUUCCAUUCCAUUCUUCAUAGAACCGAGUCACGACUGUCUAGUAGAAUGUCUACCUACCUGCCAGUCCGAAAACAACCUUCCCAAAUAUCCAGCUAUCAAAUGUUCAACGUUCCUCACCCAACGUUACCAGCAAUCACAUGUGAAUUUGAGCAUCUACAAACAGCCCUAAGUGAAGUUCAUGGAAAAACUUAACCCAAGUG
Arabidopsis thaliana (thale cress) is the source of this 892-nucleotide messenger RNA. RefSeq names its product 2-oxoglutarate (2OG) and Fe(II)-dependent oxygenase superfamily protein. Bases 1 to 861 code for a protein of 286 amino acids. Gene Ontology annotation, molecular function: iron ion binding; oxidoreductase activity; 2-oxoglutarate-dependent dioxygenase activity. The transcript is spliced from 11 exons. NCBI's taxonomy places the organism in Eukaryota, Viridiplantae, Streptophyta, Magnoliopsida, Brassicales, Brassicaceae. The record is from RefSeq and is marked reviewed.